AUGUCGCGCGACCCGGGCUUGCCAGCUCUGCCCCAGGAGAUCUGCGACAACAUCAUUGAUUCCGCGUGGAAAGACACCUCUACGCUCAGGACGUGCAGUCUUGUGUCCCGAGCAUGGUUGCAUACGUCUCGCAAGCACAAGUUCUCGCGCAUUAAGGUCAGGCCAUACAUGAUACUCGCCGCUUUGGAGGCCGUCAUCACUUCACCGUUACUGGAAUCCACCGACAUUCCUCACCUUGUUCGUGAUCUUUGUAUUGAUUGGACACCAUCCGAAGGGUCUUCAAGUUUGGGAAGUCGAUUCGAGCCUGCGACGCUGAAUGCCCGGCUGCCCGACAUGUUGACACAGUUCACGUCCGUGGACAUCUUGCGCCUGGAGUGUCUUCCCUGGUCGCAUUUUGAUGGUGUAGCCCGGGCAGAGGCUGCUGUGAUAGAGCUCGCCGGAAAGGUCGCUCAUCUACACCUGUCCGAUCUGUCGUUCACGUACGGUGAUGAUCUGGUGCAUCUGCUCUCUUCCUCACCAAGACGAUCGUCCCUCCACAUGCAGGAGUGUCUGUUCCAAGGCCGAAUGCUGCGCACGAGCGUGAAGAUUCCUGUACAUCGGGAAGCUCAUGUCGGCCACUUGGUCACCGACCUUGAGUCGUUCGCUGAAUUCAACCUAGUUAUGCGCGAAGCAUAUGUCUCUCGCUGGGCCUUUGGAAUGACCAUCAAUAAACUUGUCAUUAACGGCGACGGCAACGCCCUGACUGACCUCGCCGAGUUUAACUUUAUGGAAGACUACAUCGCGGACAGAUAUGGGCAUCUCGUCAUUCUAAAACACAGAGCCCACAGUCGAGGCCUAGACGAUGGAGACCUGCCUACCACCACCCUGGACAUCAAGUCCUUGCGCAUCCCUGCAUCUAUCAUUCUGCGGAGACAUACAUUCGGCUUCAUGUACCUGCAUUUUUUGCUAUACUGGAGAAUGCUGCUCGCGCGUCGCGUGCACUUCAUCCUCGACGGUUUCGACCUCGAGAAUGCUAUCCCGGCAAACUGCACUACCCUGGACCGUGCCUUCGGGCGCCUAGUAGCCAACCGUGCCCAAACGGAUAUCGUCAAGUUCGACGCGCAUUGCCCUGCGGAGCGUCUCGCGGACUGGAUCGCGGCCAUAUCUGCGUGUUUUCCUGCGCUUGUCGCAGGCGGAAAGCACGUCGGGAUGGUCUGUACUUCGGGAGAAGAUCCGGAUGGCGAGCGGCUCCCUGUCGCCCAGCAUUGGUGGUCUUGA
Molecule: messenger RNA, 1257 nt
Organism: Rhodofomes roseus
Lineage: Eukaryota; Fungi; Basidiomycota; Agaricomycetes; Polyporales; Fomitopsidaceae
Exons: 3
Coding region: 1-1257 (418 amino acids)
Source: RefSeq, a predicted model, not a curated record